Quercus lobata is the source of this 2742-nucleotide messenger RNA. It is a transcript of the gene ATR1, whose product is annotated as P450 reductase 1. Gene Ontology annotation, molecular function: FMN binding; flavin adenine dinucleotide binding; NADPH-hemoprotein reductase activity. Bases 266 to 2350 code for a protein of 694 amino acids. Gene Ontology annotation, cellular component: cytosol. The record is from RefSeq and is a predicted model, not a curated record. The transcript is spliced from 18 exons. Lineage: Eukaryota; Viridiplantae; Streptophyta; Magnoliopsida; Fagales; Fagaceae.
CCCACCUCACACGCACACAUCACAGCGCAAGCCAGUUACCCUUGUCUCCACACAACGCUCUCUGCGUUCUCUCGAUCUCUCUCCUCUCUGUCAUUAAAGGCUAGCCACCGCCAUUAUCUAGGGCUUGUUUUUCAAGCCCCUAGAAAACGACACAGCAAACGAAGUCAAAAAAAAAAAAAAAAAUUCCGAAUGAAGCUCAAAUUUCAAGCUUAAAAUUGAAUAUCAAAAAAAAAAAAAAAAAAAAAAAAACGAGCUGAGUUUGAAUAUGGGUUCGAAUUCGGAAUUGGUACGGACUAUUGAGUCCGUGCUGGGAAUUUCGCUGGGCGAGUCGGUAUCGGACUCGGUCGUACUGAUCGUUACGACGUCAUUUGCUGUGAUAAUCGGACUUUUGGUUUUUGUGUGGAAGAGAUCGUCGGAUCGGAGCAGUAGGAGUUCGGUGAAGCCGGUGGAAGUGCCUAAGUUCUCGUCGUUGAACAAGGACGAGGACGAUGAGGUCGAGGUUGAUUCGGGAAAGACUAAGGUCUCUGUUUUCUUUGGAACUCAGACUGGAACUGCUGAGGGCUUCGCUAAGGCUUUAGCUGACGAGAUCAAGGCAAGAUAUGAAAAAGCAGUUGUCAAAGUUAUUGACCUGGAUGAUUAUGCUGCGGAUGAUGAUCAAUAUGAAGAAAAACUGAAGAAAGAGACUUUGGCCUUUUUCAUGGUGGCCACUUAUGGAGAUGGAGAGCCAACUGAUAAUGCUGCAAGAUUUUACAAAUGGUUUACUGAGGGUAAUGAUAGGGGUGCAUGGCUUCAACAACUCAGAUAUGGUGUUUUUGGUUUGGGUAACCGUCAAUAUGAACAUUUCAACAAGAUUGGGAACGUGGUUGAUGAACAACUCAGCGAACAAGGUGCAAAGCGUCUCAUUCCAGUUGGUUUAGGUGAUGACGAUCAAUGUAUUGAGGAUGAUUUUUCUGCUUGGAGGGAACAAUUGUGGCCUGAGUUAGAUCAGCUUCUCCUAGAUGGGGAUGAUGCUAAUACUGUAUCUACUCCAUAUACAGCCGUUAUUCCUGAAUAUAGAGUAGUGAUUCAUGAUCCUAGUAUUACAUCUUAUGAGGAUAAUUACUUAAACAUGGCAAAUGGGACUGCUUCAUUUGAUAUACAGCAUCCUUGCAGAGUUAAUGUUGCUGUUGAAAAAGAGCUUCACACACCUGAAUCGGACCGCUCUUGCAUACAUCUGGAGUUUGAUAUUUCAGGGACUGGUAUUACGUAUGAAACUGGAGACCAUGUGGGUGUUUAUGCUGAGAAUUGUGAUGAAACUGUUGAAGAAGCUGGAAAAUUGUUGGGUCAACCUCUAGACUUGUUAUUCUCUAUUCACACUGACAAUGAUGAUGGCACACCCCUUGGAAGCUCAUUGCCACCUCCUUUCCCUGGUCCUUGCACACUGCGCAAUGCGUUGGCACGUUAUGCUGAUCUCUUAAAUCCUCCUCGGAAGGCUGCUCUGAUUGCUUUGGCUGCUCAUGCUGUUGAACCUAAUGAAGCAGAGAGGCUUAAGUUUUUAUCUUCACCUCAGGGGAAGGAUGACUACUCAAAAUGGGUUGUUGGAAGUCAGAGAAGUCUACUUGAGAUCAUGGCUGAGUUCCCAUCAGCAAAGCCACCCCUUGGUGUAUUUUUUGCAGCAGUAGCACCUCGCUUACCGCCCCGUUACUAUUCAAUCUCAUCCUCUCCUAGAUUUGCACCCAAUAGAGUUCAUGUAACCUGUGCUUUAGUUUAUGGUCCAACUCCCACUGGCAGAAUUCACAAAGGAGUGUGUUCAACCUGGAUGAAGAAUGCAGUUCCUCUGGAGAAGAGCCGUAACUGUAGCUGGGCUCCUAUUUUUAUUAGGCAAUCUAACUUCAAGUUACCAGCUGAUCAUUCAACACCUAUCAUCAUGGUUGGACCUGGUACUGGCUUCGCACCUUUCAGAGGAUUUCUGCAGGAAAGAAUGGCACUUAAAGAGGAGGGCGUACAACUUGGCCCUGCAUUACUCUUCUUUGGAUGUAGAAAUCGUCGGAUGGAUUUUAUUUAUGAGGAUGAGCUAAACAAUUUUGUGGAACAAGGUGUGCUCUCAGAGCUGAUUGUUGCAUUUUCACGGGAGGGUCCACAAAAGGAGUAUGUUCAACAUAAGAUGAUGGACCAAGCUGCACAUUUUUGGAGCCUGGUUUCACAGGGGGGAUAUUUAUAUGUUUGUGGUGAUGCCAAGGGUAUGGCCAGAGAUGUUCAUCGGACUUUGCAUACCAUUGUCCAGGAGCAGGAAAAUGUGGAACCAUCAAAAGCAGAGGCUAUAGUAAAGAAACUCCAGAUGGAUGGACGAUACCUUAGAGAUGUCUGGUGACAGUCCUUUGUUGGUUGUAGUAUCUGCAGCAAAACGCAGCAGUUGAUUCAUUUUUCUUCAAGCUCAAGCCUCUUUGAAUGCCAAGGUCCUGCUCUCCUGGAGUCAUGGCAGCAGGUUGGGACAAGCAUGAUGAAAACUGAAACCUGGUUUCUAUUUAUGGUUUGCAACAUGUUUGUCCCCCUCUUCUUUUCCCCUCCUUUUUUUUCUUCUUCUUUUUCAAAUACAAGGAAAAUUUAUUAUUUUUAGGGAACAGAAUAGUUGCUAAACACAAAGAUGUCCAUGUCCAAAACAGAAUACUCACAGGUUGUUUUGGAUUGUGUUGUAUGAAUAAUUAUAAUAAAGUAGAAUAUGACUGAGUUUUGCUCUUUUUUUAUGGACAUUUAAUUCCUUCA